Molecule: messenger RNA, 420 nt
Organism: Xylona heveae TC161
Lineage: Eukaryota; Fungi; Ascomycota; Xylonomycetes; Xylonales; Xylonaceae
Exons: 1
Coding region: 1-420 (139 amino acids)
Source: RefSeq, a predicted model, not a curated record
AUGCUUUCCACUGCAACUCGCGCUGCCCGGCCAAAGCUUUCCCUCAAUGUCGCUGCUGUGCCGGCUCGGCCAACUCUCUCCCUCAAAUCGCCAUCAGCAAUUCCGCGAACACCAUUGAGCCCGUCGCCGCUUAGUCCUACCGCCUACAACACCCGUGCAAACCAAAGAGGCUUCUGCACCGGGCAACAACCUACCUUUUCGUACCCCAUACCCGUGGGUACCAAGAGCAUUCUCAAGCGGACAUCAAGUACAUCAUCUGCCUCAUCUUCAUCAUCUUCAUCCCGCAAGAUCCAGUUUGACGACCAGCCCGUGGUGCAUUGCAUCACGCCAGUGUCUCUUGAAGAUGGCGACAGCAGUGCGGCAGCCUAUGUCCGAGUAACUCGCGAAAUGCGCUGGUCAAGAAGCUACGACGGACUAUGA